Molecule: messenger RNA, 6393 nt
Organism: Plasmodium gallinaceum
Lineage: Eukaryota; Apicomplexa; Aconoidasida; Haemosporida; Plasmodiidae
Exons: 1
Coding region: 1-6393 (2130 amino acids)
Source: RefSeq, a predicted model, not a curated record
AUGCCUUUGUUUCAUUCAUUAGAAAGAUAUAAUAGCAUAAAGUUGAUAAUAUAUGCAGUGUUGCCACUUUUGAUUUUUAUAUUUUUUUUUAAUUAUAAAAUUGAAGAUUCUUUAAAUAAUUAUUCUCCAUUUAAUACUGAAAUUUUGUAUUCAAGUAAAUUUAAAAAAAAAGAAAAAGAAGAAUAUUUUUCAAUUAAAGAUAUUGACUUUAUUAAAUUACGUAAAAUAAUAUUUAAAAAGUAUAGAAAAUAUUCAGAAUUUUUUUUUUUUACCGAUAAAAAUGAAAGCAAUGAUAAUUCAAAGAAAUUAUCAAAUUUAGAAAAAUUUAAUUUAAAAAAUUUUAAUUAUGAAAAAAGUUUUGAAGAAAUAAUUAAUUUUAAUGAGAAGAAUACAUAUCAAAAUAAUGAUGGUUUCUCAACUUACAAAAAUUUUUAUUCGAAUGAUAUAAAAAAUGAAAAAAUUAAAAAAAAUGAUAAAAUAUCAUACAUAAAAAAUAAAGAUAAUAAUUUAAAGAAUAAAAAUUUUAAUGAAAAUAUGUUAAACAUAUCUAAUGAAAAAGUUAAAGAUAAUAAUAAUUUUGAUAUAUAUUAUAAAGAGAAUUAUAAAACUAAUUCUGUAUGGAAUAUUAUAAAAAAAAAAGCGUUAGAAUUAGACAAAUAUUAUAAUUUACCUACAGAAGAUAAUUUAAAUUUAAAAGAAAUACUUAAAAUUAUAUAUAAAAUAACAUUUUAUUUAAGUGAUAACAAUAAAAAGGGAAAUGGUAUGGUAUUAGGAGUAUUUAAUAAAAGCAAAAAAGAACACAAUAAUACAUAUAAAAAAAAAGAAGAAACAAAAUUAUACAAAAAAAGAAAGAAUUUAUUAUUAUUAGGAAAUGUAUUUCGCAAAAUAUAUUUAAAUAAAUAUCUUGUAAUUAAUAAUUUAGUUAAAUACAAAGUUUUAAAAAGAAUAAAAAAAAAGAGUGAGGCAUAUUGUAAGAACCGAGAAAAAAACUUAAAAAAUAAACAUUUUAUUCCUAUUUUUACAAAAUAUAGAAAUAUAAAAGAUUGUUCUUAUAAUGAUUAUAAAGGAGUUAAUUCAGAAAAAAGUAAUGAAGGAAAAAAAUUAAAGAAUUAUGAUAAAAAUACAUCGUCAAAAAUUAUAUCAAAUUCUGAAAAAUUUAAAUAUGAAUACGAAGAUGAAAACAUAACAGAGGAAAAUAUAAAUAAUGUUAAAAAAAUUAUAUCAAAAAUAGAACUCAAUAUGAUAGAAGGAUCUAAUACUAGUUUAAAUUUAUUAAAUAAUGAAUAUUUUCAAAUAGAUACUAUAUAUGAUAUUAGAAAUAACUCAAUGAUACUAUUAAUAUUAUACAAUAAACUAAAAAAUAAUGGUAAUUCAUCUUCUAAUUUAUAUAAAAGUGAAUUAUAUAUAUAUAGUAGAUCUUUAAAUGAAUUUGUUGAAAAUAUAAUUUCUAAUUCUAUUAUAAAAAAUAAAAUAAAACAAGAUUAUAGAAAAAAGUUUACUAACGAUGGGCAUAUUAUAUUCAAUAAUGAAAUAACUGAAUUAAAAAAAAAAAUUAGCUCACAUUAUCAUCAAUAUAUAUUAAAAUUAAAAAAUGAUUUAGAAGGAUUAAGAAAAUAUCACAAAUUUUACUUUAAUAAACAUAAAAGGAGAAAUGUAUUAAAAAAGAAUAAUUUUGAUAUAAUUAAUAAAAAUAAAUAUAAAAAAAAAAGCAAUGAAAAAGACAAUACUGAGAACAUAAAGAAUAUUUUUAAAGAAAAAAAUAAUUAUUAUGAAAGGAAAUUUAAAAAUUAUAUUAAAAGUAAUAUAGAUAUACACUUUUUUUUAAAAGAUAACAUUAGUGAUAAAAAAAGAAUAAUAAACUAUUUGUGUAAUCAUAAUAAAAAUAAUGAUUUCUAUAAUUUCUCAAGUUAUAUGUUUAAUAAUUGUGAAUCAAAUGAAUGCACUAAUUCUUUUUUUGAACAUAAUUCAUACAUACAAAAAAAAUUUUCAAAAAACGAAAUAUGCAAAAUGCUAAUACAUACAUAUUAUGACAUUGUAUACAAUGAUAAAAAUAUUAAAUUAUAUGAAUUUUUAUAUAAAAAAAAAAAGCUUUUUUAUAAAAUUUAUUAUGUUUUUGAUAAUGAAGAAACAAAUAUUAAAAAUAAGAAACUAAAAAGUUUAAUAUUUUUACCAUAUUAUAUUUUAAAAUACUUACUUAACAUAAUUAAUUUAUCAUUUGAGAUAUAUUUUUUUAUAUUUAAUGAUUUGUUUCAAUACUAUUUUUUGUUUAUCAAAUAUAGUUUUUAUUAUUUUUUUAAUAAUAAUAAAAUCAUAUGUAUGUUCAAUGAUUUAGGAAAAUUUCAUCCAUGUAUUUCCUUUAAUGUUAUUAAAAAUUUUAGAUUAAUUUAUUUUUUUAAUAAAAUAAUAAAUCAAAACAAAAAUGUUAUUAAUAAAAAGAAGGAGAAUUUGUUUAGAAUGGAGAAUUAUAUAUAUAAGGAUAACAAUAUAAAUUUUAAUCUAAAGGAAUCUUCUAAUAAGAAUAUAUUUUUUGAUGAAAAAAAUUCUUAUUAUGAGUGUUUAUGUAAUAAUGAAAAUGAAUUAAAUUUAUUUUGGUACAAAAAAAUUUUUUGUAAAAUAAUUUUUAAUAUUCGCUAUAUAGUAAUUUACUUAAUAGUUUUUUAUAACACUUUAGUUAAUAUUCUGAAGAAAAUAAUAAAUAAUUUUGUGAUCUUAUUUAAUUAUUUAUUAUUUUGUGAAAAAAAUAAAUAUAUAUAUAAAAAUAAUCUUCUGUUUAAUUAUUUAGAAUCCCAAAUAAUAAAUUUAUAUGACGAAAAAGUUAUCCAUAUUAAGUAUAUUAAAAGUAAUAACAUUUAUUCAAUAUUCUUUUUAUAUUAUUUAUUGAUUUACAAGAAUAAUAAUUACUACUAUAAUAAUGAUUCAUAUAUUUAUACAGAUUAUUUUACCAUUUUAUUAAAAUAUUUAAAAAAAGAAAAUCAAAGUAAAGAAAUAAAGAAAAAUAAAGAAAUUUGUGAAUUAAAUGAUUCCUUCAUAAUUAGGAAAAACACUUGUGAAAAGUUAAACAUAUAUGAAAAAAAUAAGAAAUCAAAUAAAAAGAAUCAUGUUAAAUAUAUAAAUUAUUUUAUAAAUUCAAAUGGAUGGAAACACAUAACUACAAUUACUUUAAAUUCUAUUUCAUCAAAUUUUAUAGUUAACAAAAAAAGUUUUGAUUUUAUUAUUAAAUACAAAACCUAUGUAAAUGAAGAAAUUGUAAAUAGACUAAUAUAUUUUCCUUUAAUGAAUACAAAUAAAUUAGAGUUAUUUAAAGAUAAGAUAAUUUCUAUAAAUGAAAAUAAAUUUGCUGUAAGAUAUAAGAAAAAUUUCGAACCAUUCCUUAGAUAUAUUUUAAAUAUAUAUAAGAAAAUGAUAAAAGAUAGAGAAGAACUAAAAAAAAGAAUAAAUAACAAUAACAAAGAAAAAAAGGUAAAAAUUUAUUAUUAUAAUACUAAUAAAGUAUUAUGUUUCUACUAUAAUGAAAAAAAAUUCUUAAAAAAAGAAAAUUAUGUUAAUAAAAUUAAUAAUUAUAUCACUUUGAAAAAAAAAAAAAAAAAUAAUGAUCUCCUUUUUUCUAAUAGAAUAAAAUUAGUAGAUAAUAAAAACUCAUUGAUGAGUAUAUUUUUCUUUAAUAAAAUGAAAUGUCUUAAAAACAAAAAUAUGUUAAAAAGAAACAAUUCAUAUUAUAUUGAACUAAUAAAAAAGAAAAAAAGUAUAAAUUAUUUUGAUGAAUAUUUAUUUUACUUUUUUUAUUAUUUUUCUAAAAAAGACUAUCUUUCAAUGAAUAAGAAAAAGCAUAAUUUCAUAAAAGUAAAUAAGAAUAAUAUAUCAUCCAUAGAAAACAAAAUGGAAAUUAUUAAGUAUAUUUAUUUUUGCAUUUUUACUGAUUUAAGGAAUUAUGAAGAGAAAUUAAAUAUUCUAAAAACUAUAAAAUAUAUUACUACAACAAAAAACAUGAUUCGAUUUAUUGAAGAAAAUAAAAAUUUAUUAUCUAAUAGCAAUUAUAUAUUAACCCAUCCUUUUAUUAAUAUUUUCAUUGAAUUUAUUAUUACUAUAUUAAAAGAAUUAGAUGAUUUAUUAUCAUUUAAUUGCGAAAAGAAAAAAAAUUUAGAAAAUUAUAUUAUAUAUAUGAAAUUUAUAGAUUUAAAAAUAGAACAAUUAUACCUCUAUAGACAAAGUUUAUAUAAUUUAAAAAUAUUUGAAAUGAAGCAGAUUAAAUUUCAUAAAUUUAUUCUUAAUUACAAAAAGGUAAAAAAGAAAAAAGAAAGAAAGUGUUAUGAAGAUGAAAAGUGUAUUAAAAAAGAUAUCUUGGAUGGAGAUAAUGCAAAGCAUUAUGGAAAAGAAAGUCAUAAAUAUUACAGAAAAAAUAAAGAAAGAGAAGAUAUGCAAAAUAAAAUUAGUUUUUAUGAAAAAGAACUUGCAAUUAUGGUAGACAACUUCGAGUUUUAUUUUUUUCCUAAUAGAAAUUAUGAAAUUAAUAAUGAAUUAUUUAAAAAUAUAUAUAGCAUGUUUCUUGAUAUGAAUGCAGAAAGUAUAGUAUAUAAAUUUUAUUUAAAAAAUAAAAAGAGUUAUAGUAUAAAAAAUAUAGAAAAUUAUAAGUUUAUGAUAUUAAAUUAUGAAAAAAUACUAAAAGAAAAAAUGAAAAGUUUAUAUCGUUUUAAAGCUAGUUUAUACAAUAAAAUAGAUCUUUUUAAUAUAAAAAAGAAACAAAUGAAAAAAUAUAAGAAGUAUGAAAAUGAUUUAAAAAUUAUAAAAAAAGAAAUAUUUCUCAUAAAUUCUUUAAAUGAAUUAAAUGAUUAUGAAAAAGUUUUAUUCAAUAAUUAUCUUAAGGAAAAUUUAUUUUAUUUGUAUGAAUUUCCUCAUAUUAGUGAAAUAUCAUUAUUAAAAUUAACAAAUAAAAGAAUAUAUUUUGGAAAUAAAAAUGAUAAUAAAUAUAUGUGUUAUGGAUCGGUAGAAUUAUCAAAAUUAAUUUCAAAUUAUGAAAAAUAUAAAUACGUGAAUAAGAAAAUUCCUCAGUUGCCCAUAGAAAUAUCAAUUCCAAAUUAUAAUACUAAUAAGAAAAAACAAAACAAAAACUUAAAAUUUUUUUUAAUAAAAGAAGUAAAUAAUAAUAAUGAGGAAGAGCAAAUUAUUACUAUAUCUAUGUAUAAAUAUAAUAAUGUUUUACAAUAUUAUUUCAACAUUUAUAAUAUAUAUAAUAUAAUUAAUUUGACUAAUUUUAAAACGGAUUUCUUAAUAUCGCAAUUUCAAAAAAACACAGGAAACGAAACUAAUAAUAAAAAUAUUCAACACAAUAGUAGUGAAAAACGUAAAAAAGCAAAAUGGAAUAAUAAUGUAUAUAAAUAUCAAAAAAAUGAUGAAAAAAAAGAAAAUUAUUUAGUUUUUUACAAAAAUAAACUACCAGAAAAAAGGAUGAAUUAUUCAUUGAAACUUAAAUGUAUUCAAAAAAUUGCUUUACCAACCAAUGUAUUCAAAUAUUCUAUAAAUUUACAUGAUGUAGCAUCAAAAAUAAAUAAUACGAGAAAUAAAAAAAAAUUACUUGAUAUAAAUCAGGACGGUAAUAUUUUUUCAAUUUUAUCGUCUUUAACUAACUAUUAUUUCAGCUCCUUUUUUAACAAAACAAAUUGUGCAAAUAAAUUUUAUGAAUUUUACAAAAAAUAUUCAAAAAAUUAUAACUUUACAGAUUUAUCAGAUUUGCAAGAUUUUAUAAAUAAUACAAAUAAAAAAACAGAUAAAAAAUGGAUAAAUAGUGAUGGGAAUAUUAUUGCUUUUUUAAAAAAUUCCAAAUUAUACUUAUCAUUAAAAAAUUCUGAAACAAAUAAAAUGAGUAAACCAUAUUAUGUAUCAUUAGAUAAAUUACCUGAAUUAUAUAAGUCUUUGAGAAUAAUUCAUGUAUCCUUUUUUCCUAUUGAAAAUUAUUUUCCUUUUCUAAACGUGAUGAAUCAAAAAAAAUAUGAAAAUAAUUUUCAAAAAAAGUUAAUAUUUUUACUUUUAAUAUACGAAGAUGGCUUAUUAGCACUCAUAUCAGUUUAUGAUGAUAGCGAUAAUUUAUUUUCCUAUUUAACAAACAAAUUUAAGUCAUUUUUUACUAAUACGCAAUUUUUUUUCUCACAAGUUUUUAUAUAUUUUUCUUUAUAUAUUUUAGAGAUAUUAAGAUGUCACUUAGCAGAGAAUGAAGGAAAUCAAUUUACUCAAAUAUAUGUUGCGUUUCUUAUUUUAAUAGAUACAAUUUUAUAUCCUGUUUUUUUUUUUCUAUAUGCUAUUUUUAAUUUUCUAAGAAAGAUAUUUUAUAAUCGUAUUAAUCAUUCUAAUGUUAUUAAUAACAUAGAUAAUGAUAAUAUUAAUUCACCAAUUAAUAGAUAA